AUGGGCGGACCUGUAUGGGUGCCACCAGUGGCACGUGCCACCGUAUUAUUUCGCCACCGAAGGCGAAAAGCUUCAUCAUCAACCGGUAAUAAUGAUGCAUCCAAUUCCAACAAUGUGAUUGAUGUUAACGAUCUUCCUUGGGAUCCAUCAGAGAGACCCAAAAUUAUAAGUUAUAAUCCAAAUCAAAGAGACGAAAUUAGACAGAAAUACUUGGUAGGAGGACAAGGUUAUGACGGUGCUAGCAACAUGAGUGGUAAGUUCAAUGGGUUGAAAGCUUUGAUCUUGAGUGAUAAUGACUCGGCAUUUUAUAUACAUUGUUUUGCCCAUCAACUUCAAUUAGUAGUUAUGGCGGUUGCAAAAAAACACGAAGGUGUUAAAGACUUCUUUGAUUUGCUUGCUUUGGUUGUUACUGUUGUAAACUCUUCUUGCAAACGAAAAGAUAUGCUACGAAAAAGUCACAAAGAGAGAAUUCAAGAAGAAAUUGGAAAUGGGGAGAUUGAGACUAGUAAAGGGUUAAACCAAGAGAUUUCCCUUGUUCGAGCUGGAGAUACACGAUGGAAUUCUCAUCUUAAAACAAUCGUGAGUUUGAUUGCUUUGUUUCCAGAGGUCAUACAGGUGCUUGAAUAUGUCGAAGAUGAUGGUGAUAAUGGAGCUAGUCGGCUUCAAGCAAUAGGUCUUUUAUCAUACUUAAAGACAUUUGAAUUUGUGUUUUAUAUGCACUUGAAUUCAACGAUCUUAGGAUUAACAAAUUUAUUGUCUCAAGCUCUUCAAAGGAAAGAUGAAGACAUCUUGGAAGCUAUUGAUUUGAUAGGAACAACCAAAGGUCAAUUACAAAUGUUGAGGGAAAAUGGGUUUGAUCAAGUUUUGGAGAAAUGCUACUCUUUUUGUGAUAAACAUAAGAUUGUGAAGUUGGAUAUGGCUGAAACUUAUGUUAAUACAAGAAAUUCAAGGAAAAAGACGAACAUUACCAAUCAACAUUAUUAUAACUAUGAUAUAUUCAACACUGUUUUGGAUAUGCAGAUCCGAGAGUUUGGUGAUCGUUUUGGUGAGAUAAGCACCGACUUGCUUCAAAAUAUGGCGGCUUUGAAUCCACGCAAUUCGUUUUCUCAGUUUAACAAAUCAAGCCUAUUGAAGUUGAGUCAGAUAUUUGCCAACUUAAACGGUAUUGCCGACCUCGCCAGAUUAAUGGUUGCAACAAGAAAGCAUCUUUCUCAUCCUUUAGUCUACCGGUUAUUGAAACUGACACUGGUUUUGCCUGUUGCAACURCUACGGUUGAAAGAURMUUUUCGRCRAUGAAGCUUGUCAAGACAGAUUUACGUAAUCGAAUUGGUGAUGAUUUUUUGAAUUAUGCCCUCAUUUGCGCCAUAGAAAAGGAAGCCCUUAGUAAUGUUAAAAACGAAGAUGGUAGCGGAGAGGACAGCCUGCCGGAGAGGGCAGCGGCUGCCGGAGAGGGCAGCGGCUGCCGGAGAGGGCAGCGGCUGCCGGAGAGGGCGACGAUGGCGAUUGAAAGGCAGCUGCUGUCGGAGACGAUUGAAGGAAGAUGGAGAGGCAGAAUUGUGACUGAGGUAGGAGACGUGAAGGCAUAA
Molecule: messenger RNA, 1587 nt
Organism: Cynara cardunculus var. scolymus (artichoke)
Lineage: Eukaryota; Viridiplantae; Streptophyta; Magnoliopsida; Asterales; Asteraceae
Product: zinc finger MYM-type protein 1-like
Exons: 5
Coding region: 1-1587 (528 amino acids)
Source: RefSeq, a predicted model, not a curated record